AUGGGGGCGUACGGAGUCAAGCCGCCAUCACGGGGCAGUGUCAGCGCCACCUGUACGGACUGGGUUUCGUCUGUCUCCUAUCUAUUAACGCCUACGCCUUGGAAGGACCGGGAGGGGGACGAUGACGGCGUCGGACUGGAUGGUGGGGGCAUCGAUCCACAGGCCCACUACGAAGCCUUCUUGGAUGCCCUUUCAGCGGUUCGAGGUAGCGAGAUCAAAGAUAUGACAGCGACUUCGGCGCUGAGGCGCUUGGACGAAGAGGCGAGGGCAGUUGACCCAAGCCAGGACGACAGCAAUGCUGCCCAGCGUGGUCGCCAUUUCUAUACCAUGCUACAGGACCUCCAAGACUCGCCGUUCCGCGGCAUGGGACUGCCCAGCCGCGAGGAGAUCGACGCGGUAUUGAAGGUCCAGAAGAAAGAGGACAGCAGCGUCACGGCGAAGAUCCAGGGCAGGCAAACGAAUCCGUCUUCUGCGCAUGCCGGCGAGCCACACGGGAGCCCACGGUUGCCCGUUCACGGAUGCGAAAGAUCUCCAGAAGGGGUCGGCCCGGGCGGACAGAUGCGGCUCGAGCUCGGACGUUAUGCAACAUACGUCGAUGUGGCCCUGGGGCUCACAAGGCACUGGACUUUGAAUAAGCUCCAGUCGAUGGCACAUUUCCAAUACAUCGGCGGCGAGGGCGGCACCGGCAAGUCUCGCGUCAUACACGCCAUCAAGGACAUGUUCCGGCUGAAGGACGGUCUCCACACGCUGCUCCUGACGGGCGCCAGCGGUAAUGCGCCCGCGCUUAUCGGCGGAGUGACGCUGCACUCGGCGGCAAAUAUUGCGUUUGAGGGCAGGGCAGCGACAGCAAGGAACAUCUCGGAAGAAGAGAAGCUGAGGUGGAAAAACAUGAUCAUGCUGGUUAUAGACGAGAUCAGACAGGUGGGCGGUCUCACACUCGCGGCGGUGGACAGCCGCAUAAGGCAGUACAGAGACGACCACCAUCGACCGUUCGGCGGGAUCACAAUAGUCAUGUUCUUUGGUGAAUUCUUCCAGUUCGACCCCGUCCUGCAGACCAGCCUCCUCUUGCCAACGCCUAGGGACCCCGGUGGACAGAGACCGGACAGCUCGGCAAAGCACCUAGCAGCGCAUAAGCUGUUCCUCCAGUUCACGAACGUCGUUAUCCUCCGUGAACAGGUCCGCGCGGCCGGCUGUCCAAGGCUGCGGGGUUUCCUUCGGCGCCUGCGCAAUGGCGAGCAGACCGAGCUAGACUUCCAGCGGCUAUGCCAGCGCGUCUAUACACCGUCGUGCGAAUCCUCCUUCGUAGAUGGCUUGAGAGCCAUCACGCCAUCUGAACCAAGACCGGUGGGACAUGAACAUGGCGGCCAAGUCGUCCAGUGGGCUCGUGACCACGGCAAGCACAUCUCCAUCUUUGUGGCCAAGCACGAUACCGAUUCGGGGAAGCGACUAAGUGUGGAAGAGCUGUGCCGCGUGCUUCGCUACGGAGACGACUCCCAGCUGCCGACCCCGGGCUUGUUCUUCUACGCUCAAGGGAUGCCGGUGGUGGUAACUCGCAACCAGUUUGUCGGGCUAAAGGUGGUUAACGGGGCGCCUUUCAAGGCCGUCGACAUCUUUCCCGACCUCGCCGCCGGCACCAUCGCGCUCGCCAGCGAUGUGACUCUUCAUCUUGGACCGCCGGUGGCCGUCCUCCUUCAGUCAGACGACAGCGCGGGCCUCGCCAUCCCCGGGCUCCCCAAUGGCACCAUUUUAAUCAAGAGCAAGACGGUCGCCAUCCCCGAGCCAAAUGCGGGGCAAAGAAGGCAAGAUGGAAGGGGCAAGCCGGGUUUCAGGUGGGUCACCCACAGAACCGGGCCUCUUUGCACCCCGGCCUUCGCUAUGACAGAUCAGAAGAGCCAAGGCAAGCAGUUCUCCCAACGUCCUCGUCAACCUCAAAGGCGUCCACUCGAGUGGCACGGCGACGCGGCCCAGCUUCAUGAGCCUCCCAAGAAUGUGCUCGACAAAGACAUGAGGGCCGCCAUCGUCAAGCUGGAACGACGGGGUGAGGAGACCAGACGACGGUUCGAGCAAGACCACAGGCACGAGUCGUGGUUUCAAGAAUGGGAUGCCAUGCCUGAAUCUGGCCAGGGGACUGAAACCGAUGACGUAGAGGACGCGGCGCUCUGGCGAGACCCUGGGGUUUCCGAGCGCGAAUCGUAG
Messenger RNA from Chaetomium globosum CBS 148.51, 2196 nucleotides. RefSeq lists its product as uncharacterized. The coding region runs from base 1 to 2196 and encodes 731 amino acids. Gene Ontology annotation, biological process: DNA repair; telomere maintenance. Gene Ontology annotation, molecular function: DNA helicase activity. The transcript is spliced from 4 exons. Lineage: Eukaryota; Fungi; Ascomycota; Sordariomycetes; Sordariales; Chaetomiaceae. The record is from RefSeq and is a predicted model, not a curated record.